Larimichthys crocea (large yellow croaker) is the source of this 1573-nucleotide messenger RNA. RefSeq names its product ADP-ribosylation factor-like 8Ba (gene arl8ba). Lineage: Eukaryota; Metazoa; Chordata; Actinopteri; Sciaenidae. Bases 108 to 668 code for a protein of 186 amino acids. Gene Ontology annotation, cellular component: lysosomal membrane. Gene Ontology annotation, biological process: anterograde axonal transport; protein transport. The record is from RefSeq and is a predicted model, not a curated record. Gene Ontology annotation, molecular function: GTP binding; GTPase activity. The transcript has 7 exons.
ACAGCAGCCUGCGUCCCCACUUCCCUUCCUCGCUGGAAAAAACGCCACAUCUGACAGGGAGGAAGAAACAGACACGACCACGGGGGAGUUUGAACACCGACUUUAAGAUGCUGGCACUAAUAAACCGGCUUCUGGACUGGUUCAAGUCUCUGUUUUGGAAGGAGGAGAUGGAACUGACGCUGGUCGGCCUCCAGUACUCGGGAAAAACAACGUUUGUAAAUGUGAUCGCUUCUGGGCAUUUCAGUGAAGACAUGAUCCCUACAGUUGGGUUCAAUAUGAGGAAAGUCACCAAAGGAAACGUCACCAUCAAGAUCUGGGAUAUAGGAGGGCAGCCAAGGUUCAGGAGCAUGUGGGAGCGCUACUGUCGGGGAGUUAAUGCAAUCGUGUACAUGGUUGACGCAGCAGAUCGAGAAAAGGUGGAAGCAUCUAGAAACGAGCUUCAUAAUUUAUUAGACAAACCGCAGUUGCAAGGAAUUCCUGUUUUGGUACUCGGCAACAAAAGGGAUCUCCCCACUGCACUAGAUGAAAAGCAGCUCAUUGAGAAAAUGAAUCUUGCGGCUAUUCAAGACAGAGAGAUAUGCUGCUACUCAAUUUCCUGCAAAGAGAAAGACAACAUUGAUAUCACACUUCAAUGGCUCAUCCAGCACUCAAAGUCCAGGAGGAGCUGAAAAUGUAGGAGUUGUUUUCCAGCUGUGUUUGCCAUGUUGCUGUCAUGCCACACCCCCAUCACUCUCCGAUGAUGUACAGUUUUCAACUGCACUGUUGUGCUCAUGUGACAGUUUUUUUUUUUUUUUGCCCUUUUCAUGUUGUGAUUCAUUCACAAGAAUGCACUACUAAAAACAUGAUUCUGAUAACCAAAUCUAAGGAAUGCAAUUGGCAUUAUACAUCCUGCAAAGCUGUUUCUGUUAACUUGGAGUAAAAACCUAAUUUCUGAUCUACCUUUCAUCAUUCAGGCAUUACCCAGUUGAUCAUACCCAGUGGUUUAUAACACUAAUAUUGGGUAUACUACAACAUCAUUCUUGAAGGAGGGCUGAUUCAGUCAAACAGGCCUCACAUAACCAAAAGAUGUUCUUCACACAGUCAGAUAUGAUGCUAGGAGAUGGCUGAUGUGGCUUUCCCAUUGUCAAGCUCUACUCUGUGAUUGUCUUUGAUGGAUGUCACCUUUCGCUUGAUCAGGUUUUCUUCUUUCAAAGACUAGGUGUCUAUUGUUUUAGAAAAUUGUGCAUUUAAGCAAGUCAAUUGAAGCAGGUCUGUACAAAUAUCAAGCUGGUAUGAUUUUUACUGAUGUGAAAUGUGCGUGUAUGAAUAUAUGAUUAUAUUUAAAGUCUGAAUGUACUAAAAGUAAAGCUGUACGGGAUUGUGUGGUUCAUAUUGGCCUCAGUUUGUAAGCAGCCUCUGUGGAAUGAUGUCCUUUGUGCUGCCUCGAGGCUGAGACAGAAUUCAAAGUGCCUUGUGCAAUGUCUCUCACCUCCGAAGCAAAGCAGUGUGCAAGGUGUGCCCACCUGGGUAGAGUAAAAAAAAAGACACCACUUCACUAUAUUCAAGAAAUAAAAAAGGCAUGCUUUUUAAUUUA